Molecule: messenger RNA, 2793 nt
Organism: Dermacentor andersoni
Lineage: Eukaryota; Metazoa; Arthropoda; Arachnida; Ixodida; Ixodidae
Product: isocitrate dehydrogenase [NAD] subunit gamma, mitochondrial-like
Biological process (GO): tricarboxylic acid cycle; isocitrate metabolic process
Cellular component (GO): mitochondrion
Molecular function (GO): NAD binding; magnesium ion binding; oxidoreductase activity, acting on the CH-OH group of donors, NAD or NADP as acceptor
Source: RefSeq, a predicted model, not a curated record
CCAGCGGUCCAGCGCAUCGCAGCAGUUUGUAGUUUGGGUUUCCAUAUCCGGGUAGGGCCUGCGCAUUGCAAAAACUCGUAAUAAUGGCAAAUUCAGUGCGUUUGCUAACUAACGUGUCUCGAUCUGUGCCUCGUAAACUGCUUCCCGUAGGAACAACCAGCACGCCGCGAAAGUACUUUUCAGGGCAGGCACAGCCUCCACAUGCGACAGCAAAGGCAAAAUAUGGAGGUCGCUUUAUGGUUACAAUGCUACCUGGGGAUGGAAUCGGCCCUGAACUGAUGAAGCACGUUCGUGAAGUUUUCAGAUAUGGUGGUGUGCCUGUGGAUUUUGAAGAGGUUCAUCUUGACUCUACCCAGGACGAUCUGGAGAACGUUGAUGAAGCCAUCACGGCCAUCAAGAGAAACGGCGUUGCCUUGAAAGGCAACAUCGAGACGAGGCACAACUCGCCCACCUCCAAGUCCCGCAAUGUAGAGUUGCGCCUACGGCUGAAGCUUUUCGUCAAUGUGAUUCACUGCAAGAGCCAGCCCGGCGUUCCGACUCGCCACAACAACAUCGACAUCGUGCUGAUACGGCAAAACACAGAGGGAGAAUACAGCUGUGCCGAGCAUGAGAGCGUUCCAGGUGUAGUGGAGAGCCUGAAGCUGAUAACAAGGAACAAAUCAGAGGAGAUUGCACGCUAUGCUUUUGAGUUUGCACGACAAAAUGGCAGAAAGAAGAUAACAGCUGUUCACAAGGCCAACAUCAUGAAACUCUCUGAUGGCCUGUUCCUCAAGUGCUGCGGAGAGGUUUCAAAGGACUACCCUGAGAUUGAGUUCGACAACAUGAUAAUUGACAACUGCAGCAUGCAGCUUGUGUCAAACCCAUCACAGUUUGAUGUGCUCCUUCUGCCCAACCUGUAUGGAAACAUCUUAACCAACAUCGCCUGUGGCCUUGUCGGUGGACCAGGCAUCACAUCUGGGAGGAACUAUGGCCAUGAUUAUGCUGUGUUUGAAACGGGGACACGCAACACCGGAAAGUCAAUUGCUGGCAAGAACAUUGCCAACCCUUUGGCCAUGAUGAACGCAAGUGUCGACCUGCUGGAUCAUCUUGGAUUGAAGGACCAUGCAACUGUGAUAAGACAUGCAAUCGACAAAACUCUGAAUGUUGACAAGAUCCAUACACCAGAUCUGGGUGGCCAAGCAAGCACUCGAGAUGUUGUCAACAACAUUAUCAAAGAUGUGCAAGAGACCACAAGGCUUUAGGCCUUCAACGGAUACCUGUGCUGAAUUAUGUGCAUCUACUUACACAUGGUAGUCACAACACAAGCUCUGCUCUGUUGAAGAGGGGGAGAUUAUUAUUUUUAAGAUUUCACAGCCUGGUGCACUUGAAUUAGAUGUACUUAGCAUCCAUGGAAAGCAGUGUUAAUGUCGAUCAAGUAUUCUGUAAGCUUUUUAGGAAAAGUAUUUCUCAAGCAAGAGUAUGGUUCGCCUGGCUACAAAAUGGCAAGUACCGAGGGCUCCUGUUUUGUAUUCUGCUUGGCCAGCCACUGUCCAAGCGUCUGGUGGACAUAUAAUUGUGUCUUCCUUAACAAAGGCAGAACAGGUACAUGGGUUUGAGUGAAUAGAGCCAUAAGUUCGCUUUGUGUUCAUUAACACUGCUGCCAUGAUCACAUACCCAUGUGAAGCGUCAGGCCACUUAAUAGUGGAUGAAGAAAAAAAAAAGGCCUCAGGAAAAUUUCUUGUGUCUAAACUUCAGUGCACCCAAAUUACAACAUUUGGAAAGUGAAUCAUGAAGUUCUUGGUUUCAGAAAACGAAAGUGAGUCGGUGUGAAUGCACCCAGUGACCCUCAAAGACUGCCACAACACAAGCGUGAGAAAAGUUUAAGUAACUGGUCAAGUGGGCCGUUCAGGUCACGCACAACCUCUGCAAUGCCAUGCACGAGGUUGUUUCAAUCCAUUGCCACGGCAGGCACAUUCUGAUGGAGGCGAAAUGCAAAAAUGCUUGGCACCAUGCUUUGGUUGAAAGAAAGAGAGAAAACAAGGCAGAAAGGUCAGCCAAACACAUGUCUGGUUGGCUACCGUGUGUAAGUAAGAAGGGUUAGGAAUUGAAAGAAAGAAGGAAAAGGCAAAAGGAGAAAGUUCGUUCAUGUGCACCGUAGUAGCACUACUGCUAGCAAUGGUAGCUAGCAGCACUGCUACUACAGCAGCAACUACUGCGCAAUAGUAGUAAUACUAUGCUUAAAGUGAAUGUUUUACUUAGGUGAUCAAAAUUAAUCCAAAGCCCUCUACCGUGGCAUCCCUGAUAACACACUGAGCACUUUUGGGACAUUCAUCCCAUAAUUUUCAACAAGCUUUGCAGGUAAGGCACGUAGCCCGAGAUGUUUUCAAGAUGGGUGCUCUGUUCUGCAGGAAAAACUUGAGUAUAAAACUAGAAGUGGAGCAAUUCAUGUCCAGUUCCUGAAAAAUGGUGGUAAAGAGCAAUACAUAAUUUCUUUCCACUUGUUUAAUGCAAAUACAGCACCUCAAGCUCUUCUAUGCUUGUAAGUCUGGUCAUCGUUUACCUUAUUUAUAUUCACUUUAGCAAUAUUUAUGAGCGUAUUUAUUCCCACUUGUACAAAAUAAUAGCUUUUAGUAUCGUCUAUGCCCAAGGUUCAGAAAGUGUUUUUGAUUUCUGCAACCAUUAUAGGCAGCUCCUGAGUUGUGACUGUAUAGAGAGCAUUCACACAGUUGGAUUUCUGAACUGGACACAGGCGGCUUCAAGGCUUUGGCUAUAUGGCAAGUCAACGCCAUGUCAUUAAACAGUUUUUGAAAAAGC